Molecule: messenger RNA, 816 nt
Organism: Suillus bovinus
Lineage: Eukaryota; Fungi; Basidiomycota; Agaricomycetes; Boletales; Suillaceae
Exons: 6
Coding region: 162-641 (159 amino acids)
Source: RefSeq, a predicted model, not a curated record
CAGCGCCCAAAAACGUCAUCUUAAUCUGCUACCUUACAUGUCUCCUUAUGAUCUUUUUCUAAUAUCCCUCUCGACGGUUGGUACAAUUCCCGACAGACCUCUCAACCUAUCUAUCUGAGGAUGCGAUGUCGAACUUGGUCGUGAUUGGCUUGCGUUUGUGAAUGCGAAAUUCGAUGGGUCUCCGAGUCGGCCUCCAGAAACGGACAUCGCUCGGCUUUCUGGUGGUCAUAGUUGGAAAUUCAAGCCUAGAGAAGUUGCAGCCACCCAAACAAUUGUUUUUGGUGGCUACAUAUGAAAGAUCAGCUCUGAGCUAUAUCUCAACACGUGGGUACAAAAUUCUGUGGGUCUCGCUCAUCACGAACGUUCGAGGGGUGCCAUGGCUAUAUUUACGGCCACGAAACGACGGUGCAAAACGGCCAACCAACCAGCUCGGCGUGCAGGCCACGAAGGCCCUGCAUACAUCCGAUGAACUUGUCGAAGAACAUUCUAUCCCCAUCCUCUCCACGACCUCCGAAGCAGUAGGCACUAACAUAUACGCGCGGGUUACAAGCCGCCAGAUGUCACAACGGGCAAUACUUCAAACACAUUCGGCAGUACAUCAUCGUCAUCGUUAUGUAUUGUAUGACUCCGUGCAUCGCUAAACACAUUAAUAUUACUUGCUCUGCGAGGUAGUGCGACUUCUUUUUGACUUUCAUCUCGAUCCUUCCAAUAUGUAUCUCGAUGAUUAUACAUCCAGCGCGGGCAUGCUCACACAUUAAGAUGACUAUACAUGUUUUCACCGCGAUGAACGACGCUGGGCCGCAGACGACCGACUAG